UGAACAGUUCUCCUAAUUCCUAACAGCAGAAUGGCUGCAGUGCGGCGUUGCAUCGCGGCAGGGGUCUUCUUGGCGUGCAUGCUUGUGGGGGGGUCCGGUCAGGCUAUAGGGGGGGCUAAGAGUCGACCACGGCCCCAAAGACCCACUCCCAAGGAGCCAAAGGUCACUCCUAUUGAUGUGACCCAGCCAGCAGCAAACAUAGACAUACAGAAGAUGACAGGGAAAUGGUACCUGCUAAACACCGCCUCCAAAUGCUCGUACCUGAUGACUCAUGGGACUGCAGUUGAGCCCACAGUCAUUACCCUCACAUAUUCCCCCAGCGCCACUGAUACACUGUCGGUCAGCACCAAAACAAGACGUGAUCACCAGUGUUGGGAGGUCUUACAGGUCUACUAUCUAACUCAGACCCCAGGACGACUGACGCUUAAAGGACCACGACCAGAGCUGAACACUGAGAUAGUGAUAGGGGAGACAGACUACACAUCAUACGCCGUCAUUUACUUCCAGAAACAGGGAAAGAUGACUGUGAAACUCUAUGGCAGGUCUGUUGACAACCUGUCGGAGCCGAUGCUGACCAAGUUCGAGCGUCUUGCUGAUAAGCAGAAGUUUGGACUGGCGUACCUCGUCCCUUUUCCUACAUACAGUCACUGUGGUGAUGUGGACAAGGAUCAUGUCAUCAACUGCGUUCCCACGUGCUGAAGAAGCCGACCCGCUCCACAGGCUGUUCGGGCCUUGUGUCAUUUAAAGGGGGUCCAAUAAAACACAAUGGAGCGUGGCGCGACUGGCACCCGCUGAUUCUGACUAUCCCA
This is a messenger RNA of Betta splendens (Siamese fighting fish), 809 nucleotides long. It is a transcript of the gene c8g, whose product is annotated as complement component 8, gamma polypeptide. Bases 31 to 699 code for a protein of 222 amino acids. Gene Ontology annotation, cellular component: membrane attack complex. The transcript has 7 exons. NCBI's taxonomy places the organism in Eukaryota, Metazoa, Chordata, Actinopteri, Anabantiformes, Osphronemidae. Gene Ontology annotation, biological process: complement activation. The record is from RefSeq and is a predicted model, not a curated record.